GAGGGAGGGGGCGCGGCGGGAGGGGGCGCAGGGGGCGCGCGGCGGCAGCGCGGCUGGGCGGGAGGCGCGGCGGCUGGACUGGCGGGCGGCCGCCUCGCAGGUGCACCUCGGGCUUUGUAGGUGCGAGCGUCUUUGUGCGGCGGACAAAUGGGGAGAGGACGAGGAGGUGGGCACUCGAGCGACGUAAGAUCCACAUCAGCUCAACUGCACUCCUCUCGCAGAGGCCGCCCGCUCACUUCCCGCGGAGGCGCUCCCGGGCGCCGCGCUCCGCGGCCGCCGCCUGCCCCCGCCCGCCGCGCCGCCUCCGCCUCCGCCGCGCACGCCGCGCCCCGCAGCGCCGGGCUUCCUCCUCGCCCGGGUGGCGUUGGGCUGGCGCGGGCGCUCGGGUGACUGCAGCGGCUCGGCUCCCCGCCCCCGGCCCUGCGCCGCGCGGCCGCCCGUCGCUUCGCACAGGGCUGGAUGGUUGCUUUGGGCAGGGUGGCUCCAGGAUGUUAGGGACUGUGAAGAUGGAAGGGCAUGAGAGCAGCGACUGGAACAGCUACUACGCGGACACACAGGAGGCCUACUCCUCCGUCCCGGUCAGCAACAUGAACUCGGGCCUGGGCUCUAUGAACUCCAUGAACACCUACAUGACCAUGAACACCAUGACCACCAGCGGCAACAUGACGCCGGCUUCCUUCAACAUGUCCUACGCAAACCCGGGCCUGGGCGCCGGCCUGAGUCCGGGCGCCGUGGCGGGCAUGCCGGGCGGCUCCGCGGGCUCCAUGAACAGCAUGACGGCGGCGGGCGUGACGGCCAUGGGCACGGCGCUGAGCCCCGGCGGCAUGGGCGCCAUGGGCGCGCAGCCCGCGGCCUCCAUGAACGGCCUGGGCCCCUACGCGGCUGCCAUGAACCCGUGCAUGAGCCCCAUGGGGUACGCGCCGUCCAACCUGGGCCGCAGCCGGGCGGGCGGCGGCGGCGACGCCAAGACUUUCAAGCGCAGCUACCCGCACGCCAAGCCGCCCUACUCGUACAUCUCGCUCAUCACCAUGGCCAUCCAGCAGGCGCCCAGCAAGAUGCUCACGCUGAGCGAGAUCUACCAGUGGAUCAUGGACCUCUUCCCCUAUUACCGGCAGAAUCAGCAACGCUGGCAGAACUCCAUUCGGCACUCGCUCUCCUUCAACGACUGCUUCGUCAAAGUGGCGCGCUCGCCGGACAAGCCGGGCAAGGGCUCCUACUGGACGCUGCACCCGGACUCCGGCAACAUGUUUGAGAACGGCUGUUACUUGCGCCGCCAGAAGCGCUUCAAGUGCGAGAAGCAGCCGGGGGCCGGGGGCGGAAGCGGGGGCGGCGGCGGCGGCGGCGGCGGAGCCAAGGGCGGCCCCGAGAGCCGCAAGGACCCCUCGAGCGCCGCCAACCCCAGCGCCAACUCGCCCCUCCACCGCGGCGUGCACGGCAAGGCGGGCCAGCUAGAGGGCGCGCCGGGCCCCGGGCCCGCCGCCAGCCCCCAGACUCUGGACCACGGCGGGGCCACGGCGACAGGGGGCGCCUCGGAGUUGAAGACUCCACCCUCCUCGGCGGCGCCCCCGAUCAGCUCCGGGCCCGGGGCACUGGUGUCCGUGCCCCCCUCCCACCCGGCGCAUGGCCUGGCACCCCACGAGUCCCAGCUGCACCUGAAAGGGGACCCCCAUUACUCUUUCAACCACCCCUUCUCCAUCAACAACCUCAUGUCCUCCUCGGAGCAGCAGCACAAGCUGGACUUCAAGGCCUAUGAGCAGGCACUACAGUACUCGCCCUACGGCGCUGCGUUGCCCGCCAGCCUGCCCCUCGGCAGCGCCUCGGUGGCCACCAGGAGCCCCAUCGAGCCCUCAGCCCUGGAGCCGGCCUACUACCAAGGUGUGUAUUCCAGACCCGUCUUAAACACUUCCUAGCUCCGUGGGACUGGGGGUCUGUCUGGCAUGGCCAUGCUGGUAGCAAGAGAGACAGAGAGAGCGAGAGAGAGCGAGAGCGAGAGCGGGAGAGAGAGCGAGAGAGAGAGAGAGCGAGAGAGAGAGAGAGAGAGAGAGAGAGAAA
Messenger RNA from Nyctereutes procyonoides (raccoon dog), 2052 nucleotides. RefSeq names its product forkhead box A1 (gene FOXA1). The record is from RefSeq and is a predicted model, not a curated record. Gene Ontology annotation, biological process: cell differentiation; regulation of transcription by RNA polymerase II; anatomical structure morphogenesis. Gene Ontology annotation, molecular function: RNA polymerase II cis-regulatory region sequence-specific DNA binding; protein domain specific binding; DNA-binding transcription factor activity, RNA polymerase II-specific. The coding region runs from base 489 to 1910 and encodes 473 amino acids. The transcript has 2 exons. NCBI's taxonomy places the organism in Eukaryota, Metazoa, Chordata, Mammalia, Carnivora, Canidae.